Messenger RNA from Ruditapes philippinarum (Manila clam), 1779 nucleotides. RefSeq lists its product as uncharacterized. The transcript has 3 exons. The coding region runs from base 645 to 1661 and encodes 338 amino acids. NCBI's taxonomy places the organism in Eukaryota, Metazoa, Mollusca, Bivalvia, Venerida, Veneridae. The record is from RefSeq and is a predicted model, not a curated record.
CUCGAAUAGUACUAAUAGAUAUAAAAUGAUAUGAAGACAAAAACAAGUUUAAAACAUCAGUUUUCACGUUUCGGCCUGAAGCAUGUAUUGAAUAUUUUAACGAUUUGUUUACAUCUUGAUCAUACUCGUAUAUUUUAUGUCCGAGCAUAAACGGUAAAAAAUAUCUGAUAACGCUGAUGAUGUAGAGACAUAAAGUGAAAUAGAAAAUAAAAAGUUAAAACAAAUCGUGAAAUAGGAAGUCGAAAACGCGUACGGAUUAUGCUUAAUAUCAGAGCGCACCAUAGAAUGCAGAAAUUGAAAUACAAAUUCUGUCGAUAAAGCACAGGAAUUAUUCUACCUGAAAAUGGAAUUCAAAUGACUAUGAGUUGAUGAUAGCAAAAGGUAAAAUUCCUCGCAAAAGAUGCGGAUAAAAAGUUCUUUUCCUUUCCGUCUAUGAGAAAGGGAUUCUUCAAAAGAUACAGUGUCAUCAUUGUGCAAUCUUUUCAUGAAGCCGAGUGCAAAUUACAAAAUGAAAUAACACUAUUUAUAACACAGCCUAGAAUAAAAAUUUCUAUGUAAUACACACACGAAUGUAUGUUCUAUUAUAUGUAAUUUGAGAAGAAGUACAGUUGUAUAUCAAAAAUUUGGUUUUGGAAAGAAACAAAAUGUUUAAUUUCCACAACAGAUCAAAUCAAAUCAAAACAAUGCUGGUUUUGAUUGCUUGCUCUAGUGUUGUUAUAGUUGGCUUCACAAGACUGAACUUUCCAUUAGUAAAAACGUUGCUUACAGAAAACAAUGUAAACCGUAUGUCAUUUAUAAACAGGUCUAACACGAGCAACAAAAACACAUCAACUGUUUUUGCACUGAAAAGCGAUAAAAUAACAAAUAAUGACGUGUUAAAGGAAUCGCUUUUAAAUCAUAGUGCAAUAAAUUUCAGAAACAAUUCCAAUGUCAAACACAUGUAUGUGUCGGUUUACAAAAUUGGAAUACUAAUUCCGUCCACGACAAGAAAUAUAAAAAAUCCGUCUUUGAAUAAAUUGAGUCUUAUCAAUAAAUGUAUACCAUCCAUAUUUAAAUUCAUUGAAAAGAAAUAUAAUUUUCUAAUCUACAUUGGAGUUGAUAAAGGGGAUUACCUUGAAACAGUUAAGCAUGAACUUGAGACAAUGUUUGAUAAAAUAAAAGUUGUGGUGACAAUUGGCGGAUCAUUUACAAAAACUGCCAAUGCAAUAGCUAGAGAAGCUUAUACAGAUGGUAUGGAUUAUUUAGUUCGUAUAAAUGAUGAUACAACGUUUGAAACAAACAACUGGACUUCUCAAGGGAUAAAAGUAUUACAGAACUUUUCUCCGCCGAAUAUAGGCGUUGUAGGGCCAACUUGUAGACAGGGCAAUACCGCCAUUUUAACACAUGAUAUGGUACAUCGGACACAUUUGGAGAUUUUUGAUUUUUACUACCCUCCAUACUUUGAUAAUUGGUGGUCAGAUGAUUGGAUAACAAGGGUGUACCAACCGAAUCGCUCAACUAAAUUAAACACAUGGGUGGUAAAACAUCAUUUAUCUGCACAUAACACUAGAUACAAAGUGGACUUAAAACAACAUUCCCGACUUGAUAAGACUUUAAUGUUUGAUCUAGAAAGACUUUCGAAAUAUCUGGAAAGUCAUAACCGAUCACGACACACCCUUUGAGGGUUCUUCUUACUAAAUGGCAUCGAAUUCUUAGAUAAAGAAUAUUGUAAAAGCCAAUUAUGAAAUAGAUAAUGCAUUUAAGGGCAAUGACAGUGGUUUGAUAUACUUUAUAAAAACA